AUGCUCAUGUUCGAAGACAACACCAUACGCCUUGAACUACCUCUCAAGUACCCAGAAACAAUACGUGUCACAUUUAUUCCAGACGUACCUGGGCCCCUCACAAUCGAAAUCGUACCGUCCACUUGCACAACCACGAAGUCUCCCGAGACACCCAAGGAAAAACAUUCAAACUCACGAACUUUUAUUGGCCCGGCAAUAGAUGACUCUCCUGCGAAACCAUCUAUCUCUAAGAAUCCCGUCGAUGAUAGUGUGACGGAACCCGAGUCUGAAGUAGAGCAAGGAGCUCCUGAUGUGGCAGACAAGGUUGCAUAUGUGGAUUGUAUCCACCAGAAGAGGGCUGGUCGAACUGUCAUACAUCCCAUGCCCUCCACCAUGCCCUCCACCAUGCCCUCCACCGAGUCCUUCACCAUACAAACCUAG
Molecule: messenger RNA, 420 nt
Organism: Suillus plorans
Lineage: Eukaryota; Fungi; Basidiomycota; Agaricomycetes; Boletales; Suillaceae
Exons: 4
Coding region: 1-420 (139 amino acids)
Source: RefSeq, a predicted model, not a curated record